UGGAGCUCUAGAUAAAUUAAGAUGGCUUUAAAACUCAUUGCUCUGCCUCUGCCUCUGCCUCCUAAGCGGUGGAAUUACAGGUAUUUGCCAUCACAUCCAGCAAAAUGUAGGUCUCUAGCAUGUAAAUGAUCUUCCCAGGAGAUAGCAGAGGCUCCCUCCCUGAGGAUCCAAGGCUAGUAGCCUGCAAAGCAUGCUAUGCGGUAACCUAGUGUGCAGCCCUGACAACUCACCUGAGUGAGGCAAGCAAGGUUCCCCCAUACGGCUCAUUUACACUUGUUCACACUCUGCACUUGAGCGCUGGGUUAAAGCGGCUUGAGUACUGCUCCAUGGCAGGAAAGCUAUCCACAUGGCAAUUAGAUUUUAGAGGCAUGGGUGUCUAUAUGCGACGUCUCCAACUAGACACCGGACAAGAAUAUUUCAGAUAGCAUCUAGCAUAACCGCAGAAGUGACCGUUAAGUUGGCAACGGCUAAAUGAGUCCAGAGAAGGGAUGGAGCUGGCUGCGAUCCUGCGCUGCCUCUAACCACAGCACGGCCAGGUUUCUUCCAGCAAAGUCACGCAGAGCACAAUGGUCACGCCCCUUCGGACCUUGCUGCCCCUGAGAAGGGCUGCCCAGUAUGCCUGUUCCCUUCUUGGCCAUGCUUUGCAGAGACAUGGCGCCAGCCCUGAGUUACAGAAACAGAUUCGGCAACUGGAGGGUCAUCUGAGCCUUGGAAGAAAGUUGCUACGCCUGGGUAACUCAGCAGAUGCUCUUGAGUCAGCCAAAAGAGCGGUGCACCUCUCAGAUGUCGUCCUGAGGUUCUGCAUCACUGUCAGUCAUCUCAAUCGAGCCUUAUACUUUGCCUGUGACAAUGUCCUGUGGGCUGGAAAGUCGGGACUGGCUCCCCGCGUGGACCAGGAAAAGUGGGCGCAGCGUUCAUUCAGGUACUAUCUGUUUUCCCUCAUCAUGAAUCUGAGCCGCGACGCUUAUGAGAUUCGUUUGCUGAUGGAACAGGAGACUUCAGCUUACGGCAGGCGAAUGAAGAUUUCUGGAGUCCCGGGAGGAGGCGAGACUGGGGGGCCUGGAGGACCCGCGACUCCAGGGGGAUGCCUGCCACAACUGGCUCUGAAGUUUCGGCUCCGAGUCUUGCUCCUGGCUCGUGUCCUUCGAGGUCACCCCCCUCUCCUGCUGGACGUGCUCAGAAACGCCUGUGACCUCUUCAUCCCACUGGACAAACUAGGCCUCUGGCGCUGUGGCCCUGGGAUUGUGGGCCUUUGUGGCCUCAUAUCCUCCAUUUUGUCUAUUCUCACCCUGAUCUGUCCCUGGCUACGACUCAAGCCCUGACAUUAUGAUACAAGAUAAGGAGGGAGCCUGAAUUGGUGAGAUGGAAUCUUAGAUUGUCCCCCAUGUGCCAGCCUCUUUCAAAUUCGACUCCUUGAUUGAGGUUACAGUCCAGAUACUUAGGGUGAAGGGAAGAACCUUGCCAAAGACCAGGUCAGGAAGGCGAUGUCGGCGGAAAGACUCCAGCAUGCCUCGAGAGGCGUUUGGGCCUCUCUGUUGUCGACAGAAUCUCUUUGCUCUCUUCCCUUUAUCUGUCUUGAGUCUGGUUAAGAAUUUGUCACCAUGCGACAGAAUUGUCUUUCUUAGUCCCCUGUCCAGAUACUUAAACGGAAUUACUUUUUGUAGGAGAAGCAGAAGUUUUGAAUGGUAAAGUGCUAAUUGUAUUCUUUUCUGAAGCAGCAUGUAGCAUAUUUUUUCCUUCACAGUCCAUAAUUUUCAAGACUUUAUUUCGUGUCCCAGCUGACUCUUCCCUCACGUCUCCACACCGAAGGCCAUGACCCUUCUCCCCUGCGUCCUCCUCGGCAGCCUCCUCCUGAUUCGGCGCUGACCCCUCUCCUCCACGCCUUCGGGUGUCUGCUCACACUUGGAUGUUAGAGUUUCCCUCCUCACUGGCUCUUGCCUUUCUUUAACUCUCCAGAGCGAGCUGUGUCUGGCCUCCUGGUGUAAAUACUGUACAAUGAAUCUGUAGUAACUGUGGUCCACGCCCACAGUGCAAGCAAGACUUCCAGGUCAGCAAAUUAAAGAUCCGUUCGCUCACUGA
This is a messenger RNA of Peromyscus maniculatus bairdii (prairie deer mouse), 2079 nucleotides long. It is a transcript of the gene Pex11b, whose product is annotated as peroxisomal biogenesis factor 11 beta. Gene Ontology annotation, biological process: peroxisome fission. Gene Ontology annotation, cellular component: peroxisomal membrane. Lineage: Eukaryota; Metazoa; Chordata; Mammalia; Rodentia; Cricetidae. The record is from RefSeq and is a predicted model, not a curated record.